GUUUUGUUUGUUUGUUUGAGUCUCCCUGUAAAUGGAUCCUGAACGCAUCAGCUGUCUGUUUUGGGGGGAAGAAACAAAUGAGUGUGCCUUUGGAAGGGGGGAUCAUGACUGGCUUUUUUCCUUGCGGUUUUGGUGAGGGGGGUGGUGGCUUCGGAGCAGGGCGUGCCCCCCCCCCACGUCAAAGCGGUGACUCAGUUUUGUGUUGCUUCAGCCAGCAGAGCGUCGGGCGGGUUAUAAAAAGGCUGCCGAGGGGGUGGAGGCAGCUACUCGAGCAGCAGAGAAGCCCGAGGAGGAAGAGGGAGAGGAAAGCCGUCUGGACAGAAAACAGAAGCCGACUCGAGAUGAAGAUGCUCGUGGUCCUCCUAGCCUCUUGGCUGGUACUGGCAAGAUCGGCCACCGUGGCCCCCAAAGAUGACGGAGCAGAGGUGCCGGUAUCUCCCCCCACAGAGGAAUUCCUCCAAAAGGAAAUCAACCCUAUGGAGAACCUGCCAUUCCAAUUUGUACUACAGGAGGAAGUCGACCCUUUUAUGGACCCUGUGGACCAGCGGGAAGUGCUUGAGCUGCCGUUGCUGAUCCAUGGGGAGCCGCAGGGGGGCUUCUCCGCCUUCGCCCCCAGAGGCCUGAAGCCCUCCGGCAGGGGCCGCCCGCGCUACCCCAGCAACCUGCCCGAAUUCCCCCCAGGCCGCCCCACCCUCGGCAACCUCAACAGCAUCUGCGCCGAAGAGAGGCAGGGGGCGGCCUACGGGCCCUGGAACCUGCCCAGCACCGGCUUCAGCCACCUCAGUCGCCAGGGGGAAGCCCUCAACGACCUGGAGUCUAGCAUGGGCCAGUGCUGCCAACUUGCCGAGGACAAGAAGCUGGACUGCAGCCUGGCCACGUGGUCCCAUGUUCUGGAGAAGUUCUGCGAUGCCGAAUUCUCUGUGAAGACCAGGCCUUACCCCUGCUGCAAACUGGAGGGGGCCAGCAAGGACAACUGCUUCGCCAACCUGGCCCCUUUCCCGAAUUACGACUACGUCGGCGCCCAAGGCCAGCGAGAGAAGUUGGGCGACUGCACCCACAGCGACCCCUCCUGGUGCAAACCCAAAGACCUGGUCCCCGCUCGCAAGCUGCCUGCCCUCUCCUUCCCCCCGGGCCGACCCACCAAUGCCAACAUCAAGAACAUUUGCAAGCUGCGCAAAUUCCGGCCCGUCUACCUCCCCAGCACCCUCCCGAAGACAGGCUUCGGCUGGUUUGUGCGCCAGGCCCGGGCGCUCAACCGCCUGGAAAACGAGUUCAAGAAAUGUUGUCGGAAGGAGAAUGUCGGCUGUGCUCAAAGAGGGUGGGGAAAAGUCCUGACUCAGUUCUGCAAGCAGGAGGGCUCCGUGAAGACCAGGCCCCACUUUUGCUGCAAAGAAGCGGAGGCUGAGGACCGCCUCACUUGCUUCGCCGACCAGGCCCCCUUCCCCGCGUACGACAAGGAGAUCCGGGUGGUCAACCUGGCGGAAAUCACCCCUUCGCUCCUGGACCAGCUCUGCGGCCAGGUCACCCUGCUUUCCAAGCAGAAACACGUCCCUGCUUUGGUGCAGAACAUCACGGAGCCCUGCUGCACACUGGAGGGGGAUGAGAGGACGCAGUGUGCUCAGGAAGAGAAACGUGAGUUCAUCGCCACCCUCUGCAACUCCCCCAAAGCCUUUUGGAAGGACACGAAGAAAUGCUGCGCUCAAGCUGAAGACGCGGCCCGCGUCGCCUGCUUCGAUUCCAGCUACCUGAGAAACGUCACCUUGGCCAGCGCGGCGCAGCCUCUCCAGCCCACCGUGCCGGCAGAAUAAAUCAGAACAGACUGCUCACCCCCUUCGAAAAGACACCUUGCCCUCCUUGUUGGCCUGCCCCACUCGGGGAGCGAGUUAGCCGUUUCCUUGGCCUGUAGACCAUCAGAUC
Molecule: messenger RNA, 1917 nt
Organism: Heteronotia binoei (common prickly gecko)
Lineage: Eukaryota; Metazoa; Chordata; Lepidosauria; Squamata; Gekkonidae
Gene: ECM1
Product: extracellular matrix protein 1
Exons: 7
Coding region: 78-1808 (576 amino acids)
Biological process (GO): regulation of bone mineralization; signal transduction
Cellular component (GO): extracellular region
Source: RefSeq, a predicted model, not a curated record